AGGAACCGCGGAAACUGGAGAGGUGGCACCCCAGCGAGGGCCACCAUGGGGGACCAGAGGCCGCAGGACCGGCCCAGUUCCCCGGGCAUGGACUCCACGCCCUGGUACUGUGACAAACCGCCUUCCAAGUACUUCGCGAAGCGCAAGCACAGGCGCCUGAGGUUCCCGCCUGUGGACACCCAGAACUGGGUAUUUGUGACGGAGGGCAUGGACGACUUCCGCUACGGCUGUCAGUCUCCUGAAGAUACGCUUGUUUGUCGCCGUGACGAGUUUUUACUCCCCAAAAUAUCUCUCAGAGGUCCCCAAGCUGACCCCAAAAGCAGGAAGAAAAAGCUGCUCAAGAAAGCGGCCCUGUUUUCCAAGCUCUCGCCAGCACAGCCAGCACGGAAGGCGUUCGUAGAGGAAGUGGAAGCCCAGCUGAUGACCAAGCAUCCCUUGGCCAUGUACCCCAAUCUGGGAGAAGAUAUGCCUCCAGAUCUCCUACUACAGGUACUGAAACCGCUGGACCCUGAGAGGAAGCUGGAGGACGCAGGCUCUUGUGAGGGCCAGGAGAAGACAACUGACGAACCCACGGAGCCUGGUAAAUACCCCUGUGGGGAAUUCUCCCCUCGGCCUCCCGAGACUCGGGUGUCCUGUCUCCCCCCGGAGCCUCCCAAGACUCCGGUGUCCAGUCUCCGCCCGGAGCCUCCAGAGACUGGAGUGUCCCAUCUCCGCCCACAGCCUCCCAAGACUCAGGUGUCCAGUCUCCACCUGGAGCCUCCAGAGACUGGAGUGUCCCAUCUCCGCCCAGAGCCUCCCAAGACUCAGGUGUCCAGUCUCCACCUGGAGCCUCCCGAGACUGGAGUGUCCCAUCUCUACCUGGAGCCUCCUGGGACUGGAGUGUCUCAUCUCUGCCCAGAGCCUCCCAAGACUCGCGUAUCUCAUCUCCAUCGGGAGCCUCCUGAGACUGGAGUGCCUGAUCUCUGCCUGGAGCCUCCCAAGUCACGCGUAUCUCAUCUCCGCCCAGAGCCUUCUGAGACUGGAGUGUCCCAUCUCCACCCAGAGCCUCCCAAGACUCUGGUGUCCAGUCUCCACCCAGAGCCUCCCGAGACUGGAGUGUCCCAUCUCUGCCCGGAACCUCCAGAGACUCGCGUAUCUCCUCUCCGCCAGCUGCCUCCCGAGGCUGGAGUGUCCCAUCUCUGCCCGGAACCUCCCAAGACUCGCGUACCUCCUCUCCGCCCAGAGACCCCCAAGAAUGGAGUGUCUCCUCUCUUCCCGGAGCCUCCCAAGACUCGCAUAUCUAAUCUCCGCUCGGAGCCUCCCAAGAUUGGAGUGUCCCAUCUCUGCCUGGAGCCUCCCAAGACUCGCGGAUCUCAUCUCCGCCCGGAACCUCCUGAGACUGGAGUGUCCCAUCUCCGCCCAGAGCCUCCCAAGACUCGGGUGUCCAGUCUCCACCUGGAGCCUCCUGAGACUGGAGUGUCCCAUCUCUGCCCGGAGCCUCCAGAGAAGGACGUAUCUCAUCUCCGCCCAGAGCCUCCCGACACUGGAGUGUCCCAUCUCUGCCCAGAGCCCCCCAAGACACGCGUAUCUCAUCUCCGCCCAGAGCCUUCUGAGACUGGAGUGUCCCAUCUCCGCCCAGAGCCUCCCAAGAUUCUGGUGUCCAGUCUCCACCAGGCACCUCCUGAGAGUAGCGUAUCUCAUCUCCGCCCAGAGCCUCCUGAGACUGGAGUGUCCCAUCUCCGCCCAGAGCCUCCCAAGACUCGGAUGUACAGUCUCCGCCCGGAGCCUCCCGAUACUGGAGUGUCCCAUCUCUGCCCAGAGCCUCCCAAGACUCGGGUGUCCAGUCUCCCCCCGGAGCCCCCCGAGACUGGAGUGUCCCAUCUCUGCCCGGAGCCUCCAGAGACUCGCGUAUCUCAUCUCCGCCCAGAGCCUCCUGAGACUGGAGUGUCCCAUCUCCGCCCAGAGCCUCCCAAGACUCGGAUGUACAGUCUCCGCCCGGAGCCUCCCAAUACUGGAGUGUCCCAUCUCUGCCCAGAGCCUCCCAAGACUCGGGUGUCCAGUCUCCCCCCGGAGCCCCCCGAGACUGGAGUGUCCCAUCUCUGCCCGGAGCCUCCAGAGACUCGCGUAUCUCAUCUCCGCCCAGAGCCUCCUGAGACUGGAGUGUCCCGUCUCCACCCAGAGCCUCCCAAGACUCGGGUGUCCAGUCUCCACGCGGAGCCUCCUGAGAGUCGCGUAUCUCAUCUCUGCCCGGAGCCUCCUGAGACUGGAGUGUCCCAUCUCCGCCCAGAGCCUCCCAAGCCUCGGGUUUCCAGUCUCCGCCCAGAGCCUCUUGAGACUCGCGUAUCUCAUCUCCGCCCGGAGCCUCCUGAGACUGGAGUGUCCCAUCUCCACCCAGAGCUUCCCAAGCCUCGGGUAUCCAGUCUCCACCUGGAGCCUCCCAAGACUCGUCGAGUGUCCAGUCUCCGCCUGGAGCCUCCCAAGACUGGUCGGGUGUCCAGUCUCUGCCCGGAGCCUACCAAGACCGGAGCGUCCCAUCUAAAAGAACUGUUUCAGGAAGGUACAUCAAGCACAAUGGAGUGUGUUUCUGACUCUCUUCAACGUAGACACACAUCGAGAAAACUCCGUGACUUCAAGUGGGCUGGAGACCUAGGAGUUAAUGAAGAAUCCAUCAGCAGUCUGUUUGACUUUACCCCUGAGUGCAGAGCAACCUAUCAAGACCAAAAGAAUAAGAAGGCAAACGAGUGUUCCUCAGGGCUGAAGUACAGCAUGGAGCUAGACGAAAUGGAUGAGGUCAAAUUCUUCUCACAGGAAAAAGACUUGGACGGGAAAAUCCAGAAUGCACCAAAUUCUCAUAGUGCACAGCAUGUGAAGAUGGGGUAUGGAGCAUGGUACCUCAAGCCUAAGUUGGGGAAAAAGCUAAGAAGUGAUGAACCUUUGAUUGACCCCAAGCUCGUACUUGAAAAGCCUGAUGAACCCGACAUUCUUGACGGUCUUUAUGGACCAAUCGCCUUUAAGGAUUUCAUUCUAAGCAAGGGCUAUGAAAUGCCUGGCAUCAUUCAAAGGCUGUUUGCCAGGAGGGGAUGGACUUAUGACUCUGUUAAGACUCCUAUUCAACGUGCAAUGCAAGUUUACAAGUACAAAGAAGACGUCACAGAUGCAUCGGAAGAAGAUUAGAUGGUUUUGAAUUUACUAGUUAAUUGGGUAUUUCUUGCUCUCAUUUUAAACAUCAGUCAGAAUUUAUGAUGACUGGCCCCAGGAAUGUACAACGUUGGCAACAUCUGUAAAUUCAAUACCUAAUGUUUAUAAAUAUUUCUUAAUGA
Messenger RNA from Homo sapiens (human), 3299 nucleotides. It is a transcript of the gene FAM47C, whose product is annotated as family with sequence similarity 47 member C. The transcript has a single exon. The record is from RefSeq and is marked validated. The coding region runs from base 46 to 3153 and encodes 1035 amino acids. NCBI's taxonomy places the organism in Eukaryota, Metazoa, Chordata, Mammalia, Primates, Hominidae.